Molecule: messenger RNA, 1640 nt
Organism: Pieris brassicae (large cabbage white)
Lineage: Eukaryota; Metazoa; Arthropoda; Insecta; Lepidoptera; Pieridae
Gene: Muc91C
Product: pro-resilin-like
Exons: 4
Coding region: 79-1206 (375 amino acids)
Biological process (GO): positive regulation of transcription by RNA polymerase II
Cellular component (GO): RNA polymerase II transcription regulator complex
Molecular function (GO): transcription coactivator activity
Source: RefSeq, a predicted model, not a curated record
UAUCGAACUCGUGUUCAUCUCCACCUGUGUGUGUGAUAUUUGGAUAAAUUACCUGAAUUGACUGACCUACGACACAAGAUGACGCAACUACAGAUGCUGGUUGUGGGCGUCCUUUUGGCGACGGCUGCGGUAUCGGCUACACCACGCAAACACUACAAACGAGACGCGCCGCUGAGCUCAUCCUACCUUCCGCCGUCCGGCGGUGGCUUCGGUAAACCUUCCUCGUCCUACGGUGCACCAAGACCCUCCAACAGCUAUGGUCCUCCCAAACCAAGCUAUGGACCUCCAAAACCAAGCUACGGACCUCCAAAACCGUCAAACAGCUAUGGACCACCAUCCCGCCCGUCUACAUCUUAUGGACCCCCGAAACAAACUUACGGAGCUCCAGCUAGGCCUCCAUCGACUAGUUACGGAGUACCUACUGGACCAUCCUCGAUAUACGGAGCUCCUAAACCAUCCAGCACUUAUGGAGCACCUUCGUCUAGUUUCUCUGGUUCAUCAGGAUCAUUCUCUGGCUCCUCAUCUAGUUCAUUUUCUGGAUCAUCAUUUGCAGCCCCUUCAAGCUCUUAUGGAACUCCAUCCAGUUCUUAUGGCGCACCUUCCAGCUCUUACGGUGCUCCAGCCGCCCCUUCAACAUCUUACGGAACACCAAUUGAUUCAUAUGGCGCACCCGCACCAUCAUCAUCUUACGGCGCCCCAUCUGGUGGCUUUGGAUCUAGCCACAGCUCAAGCAACUCUGGGCAUGGUGGUAGCAGUUUCGGUUCUGGUCAUGGAAGUAGCUUUGGCUCUAGCCACGGAAGUAGCGACUUUAGCAGCUCCGGUUUUGGAAGCAGUGGUUUCGGAUCGAGUGGAUCCAGUGGGCUAUCAUCAAGCUACGGCGCACCAGCUGCACCUUCUAGCAGCUAUGGAACCCCAUCAAGCUCGUACGGUACCCCAUCAAGCUCAUACGGAACCCCUUCAAGCAGCUACGGUGCACCAAGCGGUGGUAGCUUUUCGAGUGGCCAUGGAUCUGGGGGCUUCUCGUCGGGUGGAUUUUCUGGAAUUCCCAGUGGAUCCAGCUAUUCUUCUAGCGGUUCCGGCGGCCAUAGCUCUGGUGGUUCAGGUGGUUACUCGUCUGGAGGUGGUGGUUAUUCAUCAGGUGGAUCCAGUGGUAUCCCCGCUACCAUUAACCAGAGCUACGAUUCCAACGGCGGCUAUGUUUACUAAAGCUUUGAACAGAUUUAAAAAAAACACGCUGAGUGCGUUAACCGGGCUCACGGUAACUUGAUGCGAACUCACCAAUGUCCAAACCUGACUCUCUAAAUUUAGUUUUGUCAAUACUCUUAACUUUUAGUAGCAAACGCGAUUGCGAGCCUAGAGUUGAGUAUCAGAAUCAUCCUGAAACACUUCAAGUGCUUACAAAGAAACACUGCAAUACUAAUAAUAUUUUAAUGAGCACACAUGUAAUGUCUAUAUACCAUUAAAUAAAUAACAAGGCAUAGUUAACAAUAGUUGCACCGGAGUAGUUGUGUUUGCUUGAUGAUGUAUGUAUUUAACGAACGCUAUUCGACGUUGUUCAAGUAUUAUUUAAUUUUAAAAGAACUGUACAAAAUGUAGUUGUAAGAACAAAUUAUUUUGUAUGAAUUAAAAAAUUGUGGUUA